Messenger RNA from Cyclocybe aegerita, 2181 nucleotides. The record is from the annotation of a GenBank genome assembly. NCBI's taxonomy places the organism in Eukaryota, Fungi, Basidiomycota, Agaricomycetes, Agaricales, Hemipholiotaceae.
AUGCAGCACGUCGACACCCGAAGAGUUGAGGAUCGACCUCUGGCAUCGACGACGAGGCAGUGCGACCACGAAGUUCAAGCGACCGGCGGCAUCGCAUUCGAUGAAUAUACCUCAGUCAUGGUGAUCGAGAAGCAUGGAUCGUCGUUUGCUUCUUUCUGUCGUGUGGCUUCCUUCUGUCAACAUCGACGAACUCUCACGCAUCAGGACAGCCAACGCGACAAUGAAGGCAGUCCGUCUUCUCCCUCUGCUUCUGGCUGUGGUGGCUCCUUGCGCGUCUCAGGGCGUGGCAGAGGUCCUCCUAGUCAACGGCACCAUCCACCAAUUGGACAACGAGUCAAUAGUGUUCAGCCCAGGAAGUCUGGCUUAUUCAAACGGCACCAUCACCUGCGUUGGAACGACGAAGACGUUCGCGCCAAUUGCGAGAUCGACGAUUCGACCCAAGUCAUUGACCUCCAGGGGAGGACGGUCAUCCCCGGUUUGAUAGACGCCCAUGUCCAUCCCAUCGAAGCGGGUCAGGCACUGCUUGGCUGCACCCUCGCAUACCGCCAGCUCAAUGAGACGGAUUUACGGACAAUCAUCCAGGCAUGUCUUGACCGCGAGCGCAACACGGCCUCUGCAGAUAUAUGGCUCACCGUCACUGAAUUCGACCGCGAAGGGUUCACGGACAUCAACGGCCGGCCUAACGCAACCAUGCUCGACGCGCUAAACACCACCCGCCCCAUUCUCGUCAUCGCCACCAACCAGCACAACGUCUGGGUGAACACCCGCGGCCUCGCCGUCCUGAACAUCACGCGAGACACCCCUGAUAUCCCUGGGGGCAGGAUCGUCAAAGACGCGAACGGCUUCCCCACGGGCAUCCUCGAAGAAAAUGCGUCGGGAAUGGCGCGUGGUGCCGCUGGGGCGUCGGGUUCUAGCGCCAGUCGAGAGGACGGCGCGCGCGUUGCGGUUGCGGAGUUCCGCAAGAACGGCAUCACCUCCUUCCUGGACGCCCUCGCGCCCCAGUCCACCGUCUGGAGCGAGCUCAAGGCCGAGGGAGCCCUCACUGCGCGCAACUGGAACGCGUUUGGCGUCUUCGGGCUCACCGACCCCGCGCAGCUCACAGAACUCGCGCAGAACGCGUCGCGUGCGCUCGACGAGGGACCGAUCACGCUCGCACCGGGCUCCGUCUGGAAGCACGUCAAGCUCUUCAUGGACGGCGUCCUCUCGCAGGUGUCCGAGUCUGCCACGCUGCUCGAACCGUACCUCGUCGACGCGGGCAACGGUACGUACGUCCCCGGGACCAACACCGGCAUCCCCGCCGCCUCUCCCGCCCAGCUCGCGGACCUGCUCACGCGCGUCCUCGGGCUCAACCUCGGGAUCGGGCUGCACGUCCACGCCGUGGGCGACGCCGCGGUGCGCCAGGUGCUCGACGCCGCGGCCGCGCACGCGCUCAACCACACCCUCCGUCCGGGCGAGCUGGCGAUCGCGCACGCGGAGCUCGUCAGCGCGGAGGAUCAUGCGCGGUUCGCGAGGCUCGGGCUCCCAGCGGUGAUGUCGUACCAGUGGGCGCAGCGCGCGACGUACUGGAACGAGCCGACGCAGCGCUCACUGGGCCCCGCGCGCAUGGGCGCCGUCGAGCCGCACGCGGUCCUCGCGGAGGCCGGGACGAAUAUCGUGUAUGGGUCGGACUGGCCAGUGGAUCCGCUCGACCCGUUCCUCGCACUCAAGAUCGCGGUGACGCGCGAGGGCUCGCUGAGCAACCCCCACUCCCACGCGAGCUUUGGGCCGCGCUUCGUAGGACGCAUCGACGAGCAGCCGGCGCUCUCGCGCGAGCUGGCACUCCGUGGUAUGACGAGCAACGCGGCGACCUACCUUGGGGUGGCGAACAAGCUCGGCUCGCUUGAGGUGGGCAAGUUCGCGGAUUUGCUAGUCCUCGACCGCCCGUACUUUGAUAGCGCGCAGGUCUCUGAUGAGGAACUUGACAAGAAUAAGGUGUUGUUGACUGUCGUUGGCGGCAGGGCGGUCUUUGCAGACGAAGAGGCUACAUUCGUGCCGUCUGGGCUCGUUCGUCGCUCUUCUGUUGAGGAUGAGGAGCUCGAAGCCCGCGUGGAGCGCCGCAACAUCUUGCCUCGCACGGUCACUGGUCGUAGCUGCACCUUCGGCGAUAUACACGGACAAGCCCAUGCCCACGGCGAGCUAUGA